GGCCGACCUGACAGAACCAGGAAGGUGAUGCAGAGUGGGCGGAGUGUAAACUGACACCAGCAGGUUGAGAGCCUCCACCCUGCAGCAGCAGGAGACAAUCAACAGGGUCUCAACAGUGAAGACACACGGACAACCGCCUGCUCACCUGGACAGUCCAGCCAUGAGGUGCCACUCUGUUCGUCUUCCUCUCCCCCUCCUCCUCUCUUUUCUCACCCUCUUGGUGGGAGCAGUGACAGUGUCAGGAUUCAGGAUCUGUUCCUACAAUGUGCAGAAAUUCAACUACCAGAAAGCUAAAAACUACAGAGUGAUACACACUCUGACACGGGUUUUGCAUCGUUGUGAUAUCUCUCUCCUUCAGGAUGUAGUAGAUCCUGAUGGUAAAGCCAUCAAAGCUCUGCUGGUAUCUCUCAACAGGUACAGGGGAAUUGACAGGUAUGAGGGCAAUUAUGCCUACAAGUCGUUGUCCAGUGAGGCUCUGGGAAAGUCUGCAGACGACAUGCAGCAGUAUGUUUUCAUCUACAGGAUCCAGACGGUGAAUGUGACGGGUCAUUAUCAGUACCAGAAGAAAGACUCCUUUGUCAGAGAGCCAUUCAUCGUUCAGUUCCAAAGCAACAAGACUGCAAUCAAUGAGUUUGUUCUGGUUCCUCUCCACACGGAGCCCACGAAAGCUGUCCAGGAGAUGGACCAACUCUACGACGUCUUUGAGGAUGUCGAGAGGAGAUGGAACAACACGAAUGUGAUGUUCCUGGGAGAUUUCCACGCCGGCUGUGCCUACAUGAGCCGAACUGACAAGAAAAACAUCAGACUGUUCAGCAAUACAAACUUCUCCUGGCUGAUCAGAGACAAAACGGACACCACCCUCAGUCAAGAGACCAACUGUCCUUAUGACAGGAUCGUGGUACAUGGCCAGCCCUUCCUGAAGGGGAUCAAGCCGUUCUCUGCCAAAGUCUACAACUUUGCUAAAGAGCUCAAACUCCCCAGAAGUAAGGCGAGGGAGGUGAGCGACCACCUGCCCGUGGAGGUGACUCUAAAGAGCCCCGCCCCUCUCAUUCAGGCCACGCCCCUCCUGGUCCUCCUCAGCGUCUCUGCGGUCGUCCGCUCCUUCCUGUGACCACCUGCUCUGAAAUCACCUGUACGUCCACAGUCCGGUCACUGAGAGGGAUGAGUCUCUGUUAACGUGGCUCAAAGUAACACACAUCACCUCUGUUAGACUUUUUAAUGGUCAGGUGACCUGGGUUACUGUGUCAUGUGACCAAGGUAAAGCUGACUGAGCCAUUAACCAGCCUCAGUUAUUUUUUAAAAACCUCUCCCUUUACUUUCUCCUUUAAUUAUCUCAUUAUGUUCUGAUGAUGCUGUUUGGGUGUAUUUAUUUUUCACUCCCAACUUAUUGACUUUAUUCUCUCCAGAUAUCAAACCAUGAUCUCACGGUCACAAACAAACACUGACCAUAGCAGUUUCCAUCAGUGAGGAUCAGAUGAAUUCAUUCAGGGUGAAGCACAGUGUCCUAGAAGAGCAGACACAUUUAAACUCACUAGAUGUUUGAUGUCUGCAGAUAAUGGUGCAGGUGAAAUACAGAGCAUCUGUGCUAACAUCAGAAGAAAUCCUGAGAUUUUUAUAACUGAUCAAAUCAGGCUUUUUUUAUAAGUAAGCUCAUGUCCAAAGCUCAGUCAGACAGCUGAGUCAUUAACUCCAGAUGAGAGGCUUUAAAACAAAGAGCCUCCAUCACUCUCACUUUACAAAGUCAUGAACAAACAACUUUAACAGUAAUAUUCAUGCUUUUAUGAUUGACGACAGUCGGGCAGUAGUUCUGGUCCACGUGGCUGCUGCUGACCCAGGACCAUCGGUCAGGUCGUUACACAGAGUGCCGAAUGGGAACUGACCCAGUAACCAUGUUGUUUCUUCAGCAGCUGAAUCUUUAUUCUGAUGUCUAAUGUUUUCUUCUCCCUCUCGUGUCUGUUUGACUCUGUACAGAAACUGAUGUAAAUAUUUGGAACGUGACAGGAUUUAUUUUAUCGUUUGAUGGUUUUUAACGUUCAGUAAAGUUUUUGUACGUUGAAAUUAAAAAGUUGAAGAUG
Molecule: messenger RNA, 2075 nt
Organism: Lates calcarifer (barramundi perch)
Lineage: Eukaryota; Metazoa; Chordata; Actinopteri; Centropomidae
Product: deoxyribonuclease-1
Exons: 10
Coding region: 161-1111 (316 amino acids)
Biological process (GO): DNA catabolic process
Cellular component (GO): nucleus
Molecular function (GO): DNA nuclease activity
Source: RefSeq, a predicted model, not a curated record